GAAUCUUGGAGCUGGUGCUUAUAUUCAUCGUAUUAAGUGGGAAUCAAAGUCCAGGCUUACCUGCAAAGAGGAGAAGAACAGAAGGGCUUUGAUAACAAUGGAUUCGCAUUCCUGAGGUGUUACAGCAGACAUAUUCUGGGAGAUAAUACAUUUGAGAUCGAAUAUAGGUUGCUAAUAUUUACAGUUACUCUUGUUUUUGUCCAGAAAGCCAUAGUAACAAGUUCAGAGUGGGCAAAAACACCUGCCCGUAUGGGUCGAACCAAGAUAUUAUUGGGUGUCAGCCUUUGAAAAUACCCUACAAAAUAUAUUCUACGUUUUUCUACGACUAUCUUUAUUAAUCUAUCUUCUUUGAAGGUUUAAUCUGUUGAAAAUGAUUAAAUAAUGUUAUUUUAGUAGACAAUUUAUCAAGCUAUCAGCACAAUGAGAAUCUUUAAAACUUUUGCGAGGAAUAUUAUUUAGUUUACUCAAAUUAAGAUUUGCCACAGAGUGUUAAAAAUCAAGAAAAUUGUAGAAUAAAUUAUCAGAGCCUUAGCAUAUUUGAGCCAUCGAUAAGCGAGCGAGAACCACGGCCCGAUCAGAGGGAAAAGCAAAACAAAGGUUUGUAAAACAAGUUUGUGUGGCAGUAACCUCCAACACGGCUGGACAGAUGGAAAUGCAAAUGAGUCCGAACCAGGUCGAAAGAAUCGGACAGCCUCGGUCCGUCCAUUUUUCAGUCUGAAAAUGUGCGGCAAUCCGAACACGCGUCUGCUUUCUCGGCUGGUCAUCGACUUCCUGAUCCUCCUGGGGAUAUAUGGAGCAGCUCUGGUGGUUUUGCCCCAGCAGCUGUCCACGGCCCAAAGGGGAUUUCACUGCAGCGAUGCCAGCCUGAAGUAUCCGUAUCGCCAGCCCUGGCUGACCAAGGUGCACCUGACUAUCGGAGUGGUGGCCCUGCCCGCGGCUUUCGUGCUCGUGGUGGAGAUGCUUAGGGCCGCCGUGGUGCCCAGAUCUGCGGAGCUAAAGCAGCGCUUCGUCUUCGUUGGCGUCCGCAUCCCCAGCUUCAUAAGCGAGUGUUACAAGGCCGUGGGCGUGUACCUCUUUGGUCUGGGACUGACCUUGUUGGCCAUACGGUUGACUAAGCACUCGACUGGUCGGCUGAGGCCCUACUUCUUUGACGUCUGCCAGCCCAGGUGGGGCGAGGAGGGAGGCGAAAGCUGCUCCGGUCUGCCUGUGGAAAACUCCACGCGGUACUUCGAGGACUUCAGUUGCACAGAGUUCGCCGCUUCAGAGGACUUGCUUGGGAUAGUGCGCCACUCCUUCCCCAGCGGAUUUGUGUCCAGCUCCAGCUACGCCAUGGGCUUCCUGGUUCUCUAUUCCCAGGCUAGGCUCUUCGCUCCUUGGCUGCGAUUAGUUCGAUCCACUCUGCAACUGGCCUGUGGCUCGCUGGCCCUGGUGGUCUGCUGGGAGCGCAUCUCGACCUACCAGAAUCACCUGACGGACGUGGCGGCGGGUGCUGCUCUCGGCGGGGUAAUGGCCCUCUUCGCCACGGUCCUCGUAGGCCGCCUUUUCGAGGAGGUGCGCGUGAAGCGGCGUCAGUGGCCAAGAAACGAACAGAUUUACGGCUACGCGGGGUACUACAACAGAGCCACUUAUGGCUACUGAUCGGCGAUGGGUUGGCUUUACUAGAAUUAGCUUUGGUAAUAAAACGAUUUUAAUUUAUUAACGCAA
This is a messenger RNA of Drosophila eugracilis, 1704 nucleotides long. RefSeq names its product putative phosphatidate phosphatase. The transcript has a single exon. Gene Ontology annotation, molecular function: phosphatidate phosphatase activity. The record is from RefSeq and is a predicted model, not a curated record. Gene Ontology annotation, biological process: phospholipid metabolic process; signal transduction; phospholipid dephosphorylation. Bases 721 to 1638 code for a protein of 305 amino acids. Lineage: Eukaryota; Metazoa; Arthropoda; Insecta; Diptera; Drosophilidae.